Messenger RNA from Homalodisca vitripennis (glassy-winged sharpshooter), 3441 nucleotides. RefSeq names its product FGGY carbohydrate kinase domain-containing protein. The record is from RefSeq and is a predicted model, not a curated record. The transcript is spliced from 11 exons. Lineage: Eukaryota; Metazoa; Arthropoda; Insecta; Hemiptera; Cicadellidae. Gene Ontology annotation, molecular function: phosphotransferase activity, alcohol group as acceptor; kinase activity. The coding region runs from base 132 to 1799 and encodes 555 amino acids. Gene Ontology annotation, biological process: carbohydrate metabolic process.
AGUAGGUCUUCCGACUCCGAAUUUAGUGUCAGUGUCAGAUUGAUAUAAAUUUGGAGCAUAUGUUUGUAAUCACUACCUGUUGAUAACACAAAAUAAAUUAACCUCUUUCUGAAUAGCGUAUUAUUUCAGCGAUGGCAAGUCUAUCAAUGACUGAUUGCACAGAACCUAGAUAUGUGGUUGGUGUGGAUGUCGGAACAGGCAGUGUGCGAGCAGCUCUGGUGACUAUUGACGGAGAGCUUAUCAAAAUGGCCAUUCAUCCCAUUCAGACGUGGAACUUCAAACCGGGGUUUUACCACCAAUCAUCUGACGACAUCUGGAAUAGCUGCUGCAAAGUCAUCAGGGAGGUGGUAGCUGAAGUUCCAGCAGAUUCUGUUAAAGGCGUGGGGUUUGAUGCUACUUGUUCUCUGGUGGCAUUGGACAAGACUGGAUCUCCAAUCUCUAUCAGCCCUGGUGGAGAAACUCAACAGAAUGUAAUACUGUGGAUGGACCAUCGUGCCGACAAAGAGGCAGAGGCUGUUAACGCUACAAGACAUCCAGUGUUGCAGUCUGUGGGAGGCAAGAUAUCACUGGAGAUGCAAGUGCCGAAACUGAUGUGGCUGAAAAAGAAUUUACCAGAGACAUGGAGGAAUGUGGAUGCUUUCUACGACCUUCCAGAUUUCCUCACGUGGAAAUCCACCGGGGCUGAAUCGAGAUCACUCUGCUCGGUGGUCUGCAAGUGGACGUACGAAGCCAGCGGAGAGGGGACACAAGGCUGGAACAAGCAGUUCUUCACCCAAGUGGGACUGUCAGAUUUACUGGCGGAUGACUGUAGAAAAAUAGGUAGCAUAGUACUAGCACCUGGUACCCCCUGUGGCUCUGGUUUGAACAGUCAGGCAGCCGAACAACUGGGUCUGCGGGUUGGUACGCCUGUUGCUACUUCUAUCAUCGAUGCCCAUGCUGGUGGGCUGGGCAUGAUUGGCUGCACUGCAGACUCUAACAAGUCCACGGACUACUGUUCUCGGCUAGGUCUGAUAUGUGGAACUUCUACGUGUCACAUGGCUGUCAGUCGUGGGCCGGUGUUUGUGCCGGGGGUGUGGGGGCCGUACUACAGCGCCAUGGUGCCGGGGCUGUGGCUGAGUGAGGGGGGGCAGAGUGCCACGGGGCGCCUCCUAGAUCACAUCAUCGACACUCAUCCAGCCACUGCCUCUCUGCGAGCUCGGACGCCUCACAUGCAUGUAGUAACUUACCUGAACGAGUUGCUGAACAGUCUGGCCAACUCUGCAGGACUAGACAGUGUAGAUCUGCUCACCAAGGACUUGCAUGUCUGGCCGGACCACCACGGCAACAGGUCUCCCCUGGCGGACCCUACUUUACGAGGCAUGGUAUCAGGACUGAGCUUGUCUUGUGAUGAGAAGGAUCUGGCUCUGCUUUAUCUAGCUACUGUUCAAGCUUUAGCUUAUGGCACCCGACACAUCAUAGAGAGUCUGGAGUCCGCCGGACAUCGUCGCAUGGACUGCGUGCUGCUCUGCGGUGGUCUCAGCAAGAAUCCGUUGUUCAUACAGACACAAGCGACAGUGGUGGGGCGGCCAGUACUGGUGCCACAGCGUACUGAGGCGGUACUCGGCGGUGCAGCAAUACUGGCGGCGUACGCGGCCGGGCUAUACCCCUCACUGGAGGCAGCUGUGAACACAAUGGCCGGCCAGGCUGAUGCUGUGUCUCCUAACACCAAAGCCAUCACAUUCCACAAUAAGAAAUACGAAGUAUUCCUGCGAAUGGUGCAACACCAGAGAGAGUACAGAGACAUUAUGAAUUCUGUCUGAUCAAUAACAGUUUUAUUUAGUUUAUGAACGUAGUUUUAACAAAUAUUACAGGCACAUGGGAAACAAUUAUUACAAGUGGUAGUUCUCCAUAUCGUAGGACAAUCUUAGUUUAUUUUAAUAAUAGGAAGAGUAUGGUUAGUCAAACAUUUUCAGUCCUUAUUUAAUUCCAAAAUCUACUUCCAAAAUUUGAGUUUGUGUUCUUUAACUAAAGGUGUUGACAUGGUAGUUUUGCACAGUUACAUGAUGUAAAUGACAAGGUGAUAUCAUAACUUCUAAUGCAUAAUUCAUACCCAGAAAUGGGGUCCAAUCAGAAGAUGAAUUUGGUAGCUAAUCACAAUAUGUCUGAAGUUGUAAUCAAUUGCAUAUAAAGAGUAAAAAAUUCCAAAUAAUCAAUUUUAGAGUUUGUUAUGAAAAGAUUAUUUGUAAUGGGAAAAAUUUAUGUUACAAGAAAACUAGUCGUGUGGUCAGUAAUAGUGUUUUAAAGUCAGUAUAAAAAGUUACUUUCUCUAAAAUUUAAAAAUCUAAACAGGUAAAAUUUUUCUUAACUUGUAAUUUAUAAAAAGUACAAAAUACAAAUUGUAUGUUUAUAAAAAGUAAAUUUGUAUUAAAUAUGCUGUUUUGUCUUUUCUGUAAAAUGUUUUAUUAUUUACUGAUAUAUUAUUACUCAAAAUGUUAUACAACUCAAGCUCACCGUAAGUAUAUUAAGUAUAAUAGAUGAAGAACAAAAACUGAUUUUAAAUACUAAAACUGAAAAGUUUGCUGAUCUUCAUAAGAGCUUCCUUUUUUACAUUGAUUCAAAAAAUAGAGACGGCAUAAAAGAGUUGAUCUCAAAUUUCACAAAAGCAAACAUACUGACUAAAAAACCAAGUGAUAUAAUAAAAAUCUUAGAAUUGAUUAAAAAUAAUAUAAAUAAAAAAAUAUGCUAUAGUGCCUUUUAUACAUGUAAUGCUUUCUAGCUAAAUCUAUGUAGGUUUAAAAGUAUAUAAUUUAAGCAACAGGAGUUAUUUUCACAGUAGUUAUAUUCAAGUAAUGCAACAGUUUAGGAAAAUUUUUUGCAUUUUUAGGCCAUAUUUUAUGUUUUUUUGACAUCCAUAGGUUUUGUCAUUUUACUUUCAAAGUAAAAUACUUAGACAACGAUGAGUCAUGCAAAAUUACAUAAUUAAUAAUGUAUCAAGACUGGGCAUAUUGUUAGAGAUGUUAUUGUAAGUUUGGAAAAUUCAAUCGUUUACCAAAGUUUAAAGAACAAUAUGAGGAAAUAUUUUUUAUAUGUUAUAAUUAAUGAUGACUAUAUUCUUAUUAUUCCAGCAAAUUUUUUAUAAAAAUUUUGUCUUACUUUUAUUACUUAUGCCUGUAAAUAUACAAUAUAAUACCUGAAUUUAUAACUGUAGCCAUAAUUGCUGUAUGUUUUGGUUUUCAAAUGUUCAAUUUAAAGAAAGAGAAAAAAAUUGUCUUCCUCUGUAAAAAUUUAAAAUCAACCAAAGUUUUUGUUUCAUGUUUGUAAUGAAAGCUUUUAGAAUAAUAUGGAUUUUUAUAUUAAGUAUGUUAUAUUAUUAUACAUUCCUGUUUUGUAUUGUACAUUUGUAUUGAUUACUGUUUAUAAUUGUGUAAAAUAAUAAAUAUGUUAUAUAAACUUUUAAUAUAA